Nanorana parkeri is the source of this 3190-nucleotide messenger RNA. It is a transcript of the gene EPAS1, whose product is annotated as endothelial PAS domain protein 1. Gene Ontology annotation, biological process: regulation of transcription by RNA polymerase II; cellular response to hypoxia. The coding region runs from base 1 to 2616 and encodes 871 amino acids. Gene Ontology annotation, molecular function: RNA polymerase II transcription regulatory region sequence-specific DNA binding; DNA-binding transcription factor activity, RNA polymerase II-specific; protein dimerization activity. The transcript has 16 exons. The record is from RefSeq and is a predicted model, not a curated record. Lineage: Eukaryota; Metazoa; Chordata; Amphibia; Anura; Dicroglossidae.
AUGGAUGCCCGAGAUCGCGGGGACGGUGGCGGCGGGGACAACAAUAGCGAGAAGAGAAGCAGUUCAGAGAGGAGAAAGGAAAAGUCUCGAGAUGCCGCAAGGUGUCGGAGAAGUAAGGAGACAGAGGUCUUCUAUGAGUUGGCACACCAACUACCUCUGCCCCAGAACAUCAGCUCCCAUCUGGACAAGGCUUCCAUCAUGCGUCUGGCCAUCAGCUUCCUCCGAACACAUAAACUUUUAUCUUCAGUAUGUCCAGAUGGGGACCUCGAGGCAGAAAAGCAAAUUGACAACUUGUAUCUUAAAGCUCUGGAGGGCUUCGUAGCAGUGAUCACUCAGGAUGGGGACAUGAUCUUCCUGUCCGAGAACAUCAACAAGUACUUGGGUUUAACACAGGUUGAAUUAACAGGACACAGCAUCUUUGACUUCACCCAUCCCUGCGAUCAUGAUGAGAUUAGAGAGCAUCUUAGUUUGAAAUGUGGUGCAGGACAAAAUAAGAAGAACAAAGAUGCAAAUACAGAGCGGGAUUUUUUCAUGAGGAUGAAAUGCACCGUCACCAACAGAGGCCGAACCGUGAAUCUCAAAUCUGCUACCUGGAAGGUACUUCACUGCACUGGCCACGUGAAGGUGUACAACUCCUACAAUCCACACACACUCUGUGGCUACAAAGAGCCUCUUCAGAAUUGCCUGGUGAUGAUGUGUCAGCCAAUCCAGCACCCCUCCAAUAUCGACAUCCCGCUGGACAGCAAGACCUUCCUAAGCCGCCACAGCAUGGACAUGAAAUUCACAUACUGCGAUGACAGAAUAACUGAACUGAUUGGAUACCAUCCAGAGGAGCUGCUUGGCCGCUCAGCCUAUGAGUUUUAUCAUGCAUUGGAUUCUGAAAGCAUGACUAAAAGCCACCAGAACUUGUGCACAAAGGGCCAAGUAGUCAGUGGUCAAUAUCGGAUGCUUGCAAAGCAUGGUGGUUACGUCUGGGUGGAAAGUCAUGGCACCGUCAUCUACAAUACACGCAACUCCCAGCCACAAUGUAUCGUCUGUGUGAACUACGUCCUGAGUGAAAUAGAGAAGACGGAUAUUGUGUUCUCUAUGGACCAGACAGAGUCUCUCUUCAAGCCUCACCAGGUGACCAUGAGCUCUAUCUUUAGCAAUGCUGUCUCUGACAAGACCAGUGACUUCCUGUAUGCCAAGCUGAAGGAGGAACCAGAAGAGUUGGCACAGCUGGCUCCCACAGCAGGGGAUGAAAUUAUUUCCUUGGAUUUUGGUGCUCAGACUUAUGAAGAGUCAUCAACCUAUAACAGCAGCAGCCAGUCAAGUCCAAGCACACAGUGGCCACUGGAAGUCAAGAACCAUGGUUCCCAGCCUGACAUCAUGAACCAUCCGUCCUUUACAGCACCUCAGGUGGCUCCUGGGAGUACUACACCCAGUGAUAGUAGCCACAGCAGCUGUUCUACGCCAAGCAGUCCAGUUGAGUACUAUACGUCUUUGGAAGAAGAUCUCAAGAUUGAGCUGAUUGAGAAGCUUUUUGCUAUGGAUACAGAUGCAAAGAAUAAAUGUAACACUACCCAGAACGACUUUAAUGGGCUGGAUCUGGAAACACUUGCCCCAUACAUUCCAAUGGACGGUGAAGAUUUCCAGUUGAACCCCAUAUGCCACGAAGAGUGUCCCCUCAGUGAUAACACACAGCCUCCCAAGCAGAACAUUAAUAGCAUGAAUACACUCUACCAAUCCAGUGCCCCUCCUCCUCAGAAUCAGUACCUGCAUCAGAAUUAUGCUCAACCAAUGGCAGCUAAAGGCAGUAAUCCCAGCCAGGAUUCUCUGCCCACCGGCCUCUAUAAUGGUGAAAGAAAGUCACCAACCUUAUUGGCCUACCAUACCGGAGCAAAUACACCACUGUCUUCAGUGGGAGGAAGGCCUAAUAUACAGUGGCCGCCAGACCCUCCUGUCAGUUACAUGUCGCCAAAGUGGAGACUGAUGGAUCAAUACCAUGACUCGAGCUCAGCUACUGGACGCUCAAUGCAUCAACACAGCAUGCCGUUAUUUAAGCAAAGGUCACUUGAGAGCUUUGGGCAGCGGGGUAAGGAUUUACAUCCCACAGAGAUGACUUUCUGCAGCAGUAUGAAGCGGAAGCGGCAGCUUGAUUAUGGAACUCAGGGAUUCCCACAACUCAAUGUGGGAGAGUUACCUGAUAAUGCCAUACCAUCACUGAUGUGGAAAAGGAUGAAAUCCCUGAAACCAGAAAUGUGUCCACUUGUUUCAGAAAAGAAAUCCCUGAGCGCAAGUGUCCUGAAUGAUGAGUUUAUCUGUAACAGACACAGAGGACUGAGCCAGCAGAUGACCCAACAGCCGCAGUCACAUCCACAUUGUGCACAGAGUUCCAGAGACAGCAGGAAAAAUCCCUAUCAAACCACGUUUUUUAGUUGUAAUUACCACGAUUACAACAUGCCACAAUCACAGAAAGUAAAAGCCAUGGCCAACCGGCUCAUCGGCCCAACAUUUGAACCCUAUCUCUUGCCGGAACUCACGAGAUACGACUGUGAGGUCAACGUGCCGGUGGUGGGUAACUCCAACCUCUUGCAAGGCAGAGACCUUCUCCAAGCGCUGGAUCAGACCACUUGAGGGGAACGGUGGCCCUCUCAUCAACCUCCAACUCUUCAUUUAAAUAAACAAAACAGCUUCAGUUUUUAAAUAUAUUUUUCCAGUAGACAAUUUCUAUCACUGAUAACAAUCUUACACGAAUCAUUCACAUGUGGAACUUUGUGCACAGUACCAAAUAGUGGCCUUACUGAUAUGAUGUCAGAUUAAAACAGAGAAAUAUACAUAUAUGUUUUUACCUGCUGUAUGUUUUCUUUAUUUUAAUUAAAAAAAAUAAGUGUUUAGUAUAGAAAUGUUUUACAUGCCCUUAUAUCCCUGUAAAAGUAAUUUAUAUAUAUUUUUCAAUGGCCAUAGAAGAUCUUUGGUGCAUAUAUUUGCAUGGAGGAUGUUACUGAUGCAGAUCACUGAAAUUCUGUAUACUGUAAUCCUAUGGUAGUGCCUUGUAUUUCAUUGUUUUUCAGGUUGUAAAUGUCUUGGAAGGGUUUUUUUUUUAAAUGGCAUUCCCAUAUCGAAUGAGACCAAAGAAAUUGCAUUCCUUCAGACCAGAAAGUUUGCUGAGCUCUUGAAACACUCUAGUGCUUAUUAAAUGCUCAAAGAG